CCGCAGGUAACCCCUCGAACUCCAUUAAUGGAGGUCAAACACUCGCCCCUCCCCUUCCUCCUCCUCCUCCUCCUCCUCCUCUUCCUACUCCUCAUCUCUGCCAUGGCGAUCGCCGUGGAAUCUCGGGGAUCGCCCCGCGGAGGAGGCGGCGGAGGUAGAUCGCCGGCGGCGGCGGCGGCGGCGGAAAGGCUGCGGUUCCGGGGGAGGAGCGGGGAGUUCAAGGUGCUACAGGUCGCGGACAUGCACUACGCCAAUGGGAGGACGACGGGGUGCCUCGACGUGUUCGCCUCCCAGAUGGCGACGUGCUCCGACCUCCACCACAACACCACUGCGUUCCUCUCCCGCGUCAUCCGCGCCGAGAACCCCGAUCUUGUCGUCUUCACCGGCGACGACAUCUUCGGUUUUGAUGCCACUGAUGCGGCCAAGUCGUUGAAUGCAUCAUUCGCACUGGCUGUGGCUCUUAAGCUUCCCAGGGCAGCUGUGCUCGGCAACCAUGACCAGGAGUCUACAUUGUCCCGCGAGGGUGUGAUGCGCCACAUCGUAGGCAUGCCAUACACCCUAUCACGCCUCAACCCAGGUCAAUGUGGCAUGGAGAUAGACGGCUUCGGCAACUACAAUUUGGAGGUCCACGGGCCCGAGGGCUCGGUGCUUGCCAACAAGUCGGUGCUCAAUCUCUACUUUGUUGAUAGCGGUGAUUACUCCACUGUGCCCUCCAUACCUGGCUACGGCUGGAUCAAGCCAUCCCAGCAGCUCUGGUUCCAGAGGACCUCCUUAGAAAACCAGAGAAAGUACAUGAGCGAACCACAUGCACAAAAGGAGCCGGCGCCUGGUCUUGUGUACUUCCAUAUCCCGUUGCCCGAAUACAGCAGCUUUGAUGCUUCUAACUUUACAGGAGUGAAGCAGGAGGGCAUCAGCUCAGCCUCAAUCAACUCAGGUUUCUUUUCCACCAUGGUAGAGGCUGGAGAUGUGAGGGCUGUUUUCACGGGGCAUGACCAUCUGAACGACUUUUGCGGUAAGUUAACUGGUAUUUACCUCUGCUAUGCUGGUGGGUUCGGCUACCACGCCUAUGGGAAGGCUGGGUGGUCAAGGAGGGCGAGGGUGGUUUCUGCAUAUCUAGAAAAGACGGCAGAAGGCCAGUGGGAUGGGGUGAAGUCGAUCAAGACAUGGAAGCGCUUCGAUGAUGAGUAUCUUUCUACAAUUGAUUCCCAGGUCCUCUGGAGUAAAGGCUAUAACGGGAGGCGCAGGAAAAUACCGGUCGGGAGUUGAGAUCGGUUCAGACCGAUGGGAAAAGGAAUGGCCGAAAAGAAGUGCUUCUAUUGCGAAUCCAGUGCAGGUGAAAUAAAGAGGUUUCUUCGACGACAACUUGUUUAUGGCAACAAGGUAUGUAAAUCACUGUAUAUUGUAGGAAGGUAUCACCCUUCUUUCGCAACGAGAUUUGUGCUCUUAGUCGCAGGAAGUUGCAAGUUACUACUGGUUAAGUGCACAAGAAGAGGAGGUUCUUUGUCUGUGUGGAAAGAAUCAUAUUCAAAAGAUAUUUACGCACUAUUUGGAUGCAUAAAUAUAUUUUUUGGACUGUUUCCAUAA
Ananas comosus (pineapple) is the source of this 1584-nucleotide messenger RNA. RefSeq names its product probable inactive purple acid phosphatase 29. The record is from RefSeq and is a predicted model, not a curated record. NCBI's taxonomy places the organism in Eukaryota, Viridiplantae, Streptophyta, Magnoliopsida, Poales, Bromeliaceae. Gene Ontology annotation, molecular function: hydrolase activity, acting on ester bonds. Gene Ontology annotation, cellular component: cytoplasm.